CGGGUUUGAUCUUGCACCGAACGUGAGCUCUCUGAUCAGCGGCUGCAAGAUGGGUGCACAUGAUAAUGACUGGUUCUACAAUAUGCUGCACAAGCACGGCAUCUAUGUGAUGUGGUUCGACAGCCACACAGGCAACAUUGACAUGGACCUGGCCUGGCAGUUUGUCGACGAUAGAGACAACUUCGGUUCCAAGCUGCGCACAAAUACAUCGAGUCUCUCCAAGUCCCAAUCUGACGAAACCCACUCUACCCACGACAGGCGCCCGUACCAUUCGGGAAAAAGGGAAAACACAAAAUCAAAGUUCGGUUCAUCCAUGAAAUCCACAUCCACUCAGGUUAGAACGGCUUCCGAGACUGGCGGAAGGGGCUCUUCUUCAAUUCGAUCACCAAAGCUAGAAAAGCUAGAGAAACCCGCGACUCUUCGGCCGAGACGCACUGCGCCCAGCAGUGAAACCAGCAGUGUGAACAUUUCUAUCACCGACCAACAGCCCAGCAGCAAACCCAAGUCAUACCGCACCCAGUUGCCAUCUUACGUUAAUCCUAUUUUCAGGCACAAAGAAGCGCCAGAAAUCUCUAUCCCGCGCUUUCAAGAAAUUGACAACGAGGGGAGCUGUAUCGACGCCCGCAUCACCAUUACAAGAUUCGCCAAAUUUUGCCAACAUGGCUCCCAAUCCCUCAUUGCGGUGGCUCCGGUUGGCUACACAUGUGGGCGUUUGGUUAAGGUAUCAAUAUCGGCUAAUGGGGGCUCGAAGCAGAUGAAUGACGAAUUUAUCCGCAUGACCGGCCCGCUAAUGCCGAACAUGAUAGUCGAGACAAAACAACUUGCUGGUCUGCUGUCGACUACGGUCAUGGACGCGUCGGCAAACAUUGCGUCCUUGAACUGUGAUGACUUUUCGGUUGUCAACAGGCGCAUGGAGAUGAUCACGUCGAUUAUCGAAAAUUACUGC
This is a messenger RNA of Kickxella alabastrina, 946 nucleotides long. RefSeq lists its product as uncharacterized. The transcript is spliced from 4 exons. The record is from RefSeq and is a predicted model, not a curated record. Lineage: Eukaryota; Fungi; Kickxellomycota; Kickxellomycetes; Kickxellales; Kickxellaceae. The annotation marks the transcript as partial.